CGUCUUCAUACACGGUCUUAACUACCACACACUUUUGAAGACUUCCAUCAUCGACUCAAUGUGUGUGUAUGUUUUACGACCCACCGGAGAAGCCCACCCCCGUGUCAGGGUUCGUAGUGGGGGCAUAAAGUGGGCCAAUGAGGGGUCUCUGUGGUGUAAAAGCUGCUGUUAACAGAGAAAGACGACAGGAAGUGUCAAGUCAGUCUCCACGAACAUCAGGCAGCUUGGAAGGUCUUCGCGCUCUUUAAAAAAAAAAAACACUGAAUUAAACGAUGGCUCACCUCUGCAUCUUCCUGCUGGUCGCCUCGGUGGUGGCUGAGCCUAUGAACAACAGCCUUGAGGAAAAUGAAGUCCUUACAAGCACACAACCAGACCUCAUCAAGAUCCAAGACCAGUUGACUGAAAACCUCAUUGGAAUCCUCAGUGAGCCUACUCCAACUCACACACCUACUACAGUGGAUACUUUCAAUACUACAAGUGUUAGCCAAGCGUCCACUGCGCCCGCUAUCCAGGCCUCCAGUCUCGCUCCUCUGUGUCCCGGCAACCAGGUGAGGCUAGGGGGCAGCUCGGAGUGCAGCUGCCCAUCAUCCAACAUGCUGAAGGAUGCCGAUGUCUGCACCUGCCUCCUGGGCUUCAGUGCAGCGGGAUGUAAAGACAUUGAUGAGUGUGCAGAAGAGGAGCCGUGCGGUCCUCACGCCAGCUGCACCAACACCCCUGGCUCAUACUCGUGUAGCUGUCACCGUGGUUACAUGGCGGGCGGUGGAGGGUGCCAGGAUAUAGACGAGUGUGCUCUGGCGGAACUGACGGGCCUGCAGGCCUGCAAGGACAAUGCACAGUGCACAAACACCCCUGGUUCCUUCACUUGCUCCUGCCUGGUGGGAUAUGUCAUGGCCCUGGAUGGACUAAACUGUGAAGACGUGGACGAGUGUAGCUUCGAGGAGCUGUGUAGCCGUGAGCUGGGAACUGUGUGCCUGAACAGCCCGGGUAGUUUUGAGUGUCAGUGCCGGCCAGGAUUCAAAGCAGAGGCCCCGGUUUGUGUUGGUGCUAUGUGUCCAAACGUCACCAAAUGUCAAGAUGUGGAUGAAUGCUUGGAGAGUCCCACCGUGUGUGAGGGUCGCGGGGUUUGUGAGAACACGCUCGGGAGUUACAAGUGUGUGUGCCCGCCCGGUUACCGGGGAAACGGCACACACUGUGAAGAUAUGAACGAGUGCGCAUCAGGUGUUCAUGGCUGCGACGUUAACGCUCGGUGCGGCAACAUCAUUGGCUCAUACUUCUGCCAGUGCUACCAGGGCUUCAAUGGAGAUGGACAUACUUGCUUUGAUAUUGAUGAGUGUGCUGUUGAUAAAGGACACUGUGACCACAACUGUACCAAUCAACCGGGAGGGUACACUUGCCAGUGUGCCUCUGGCUACCAGCUAAGCCAGGAUGAACGUAAAUGCACAGACGUAAACGAGUGUUUGUCCUUGAGUGGAAUCUGUGCACACAUCUGUGACAACAUUCCGGGAUCUUACCGGUGCUCUUGCAGGCCCGGCUACCAGCUUCACAUAGACAGUCACACCUGUGUAGACGUCGAUGAAUGCAAACUCCAGAACGGCGGCUGCUCCCACACCUGCAGCAAUUCUCCAGGGGGGCACGAUUGCCACUGCCCUCCUCCUCUGCUGCUACACACGGACAACUUCACCUGCAGCAACGUCACAUCUUGUAAACUAAGAAACGGCGGUUGCGAGCACGUGUGCGCGACCGGGGCUGAGGGCCACGUCCAGUGUAGCUGCCGCGCUGGGUGGAAGCUGAGCGAGGACCAGAGAAGCUGCGUGGACGUGGACGAGUGCGGAGACUUUACAAACGGAGGCUGUGAGCAGCUCUGUAAGAACCACGCGGGAGCCUUCAACUGUACCUGCAGGGAAGGCUAUCAGGUUCAAACAGACGACCGCACCAAGUGCCAGCCUGUGUGUGACCCUCCCUGUCGGAACUAUGGAGUGUGCGUGGCGCCAAACAGCUGUGACUGUCCUCCGGGAUACCCUGGCCUUGGCUGCUCAGCCAUGUGCUCCCCUCCUUGUGCGCAUGGAGGCACAUGUAUGCGCUGGAACAAGUGUCUGUGUCCUUCAGGCUGGACUGGAGAAGGCUGCCAUACGGCCGUGUGCGAGCUGCCGUGCGCUAACGGUGGUCGCUGUGUGGGCCCCGAUACCUGCCAGUGUCCUUCUGACUACACGGGCCCCCAGUGCCUCCUGCCCUUGUGCACACCCGCCUGUCAAAAUGGCGGUAGAUGCGUGGACGUGAAUAAAUGCACGUGUGUCAGCGGAUGGCAUGGAGCUCGUUGCCAAAUAGAGCCUGUUCAGUGUCAGAAACCUUGUCAAAACGCUGGCGUGUGCGAAGGUCUCAACAGGUGUCGCUGUCCCAAAGGGUUUAUCGGACGUCUCUGUGAAACAGCCGUGACUACCCCCUGUGUGCCGCCAUGCCAGCACGGCGCCACCUGCAGUCCUCACAACACUUGCACCUGUCCGGAGGGCACGGCGGGCCUGCGCUGCGAGAGACUGACUUGCCCGGUGGUCACCACUGUGGUCAGCAUGGCUCGAGCAGUGAGAAAAGCCUUCAAGGAGAGCUACGUUGACCGUUGUGGACCCUUGGGGAUUCAGCUUUGCACCAAAUACAGGAUGAACCAAGCACGCGUGUACCUGCAAGCCUACAGGGUGGGCUACAAAAUCCAGUGUCCAGGGAAGCAAAGCGCUGUUUAAUAAACACCUGUUUUGCAGCAUUUCAGUCAAGGUUUAGGCAGAUUUCAGUCAGUUUAAACACGGAAAGAAGACAACUUUAGGCUUAAACCUUAAAGUAAAAGGGAUAAUAAUCUUUUAUUAGGAAGUCUGGGGUUCCCUGCUUAAGCUGCUGCCUCCGCGACCCGAUCUCGUAUAAGCGGAAGAAGAUGGAUGGAUGGAGGUUUAAGUAACGUUUUUGUUCUUCACUGGUCAAACAUAUGCUUUUUUUUGUCUAGUUUGAGCCCUGGUGGUGUAUUGGUACAUGCUGUUACCUUUUUUUUAGCAGGUGGUGCCGGUUUGAUUACCGAAUAAGUGCAAGAGUUGCUUUGGGCAAAGUAAGCCUUCAGUCUGAUUAUACAAUUAAAUUGCAUGUACGUACAGUAUUACUUGUAAUACUGAUAUUGCACAUGCUCUUACCGUGCUACUUACACUUUGCCUAAGAAUGUGCUUUAAAUAACCAAUAUAUUUACAAUUCAGUUUAGUUUUUUUUGGUUGACCCUGCACUUUAUGACAUACAUACAUACUUCAAAGUACAACACAUUUGGCCAAUGAAAGCUUUGUGAUCACACUUAUUGUAACAACAGGUGUGAAUCCUCUCAAAUAUUUUCUACAACACUCAGUGAAGUCAACUCGAUAUUGUGUUUGAUAUUUUUUUCCGUUUUACUACCCCCAAGUGGUGACAUGUUACAGAAGCCCUUUAACAGUGUUUUUAUUUGAGUAGUACCUAUUCUAGCCACACGGAAGUAGCAAAGAGUAAAUAGGGCUGUGAAUCUUUAGGUGUCCCACGAUUCGAUUCAAUAUCGAUUCUUGGGGUCGCGAUUCUAUUCAAAAUCGAUUUUUUUUUUUCAAUUCAACACGAUUCUCGAUUCAAAAACGAUUUUUUUCCCGAUUCAAAAGGAUUCUCUACUCAUUCAAUACAUAGGAUUUCAGCAGGAUCUACCCCAGUCUGCUGACAUGCAAGCAGAGUAGUAGAUUUUUGUAAAAAGCUUUUAUAAUUGUAAAGGACAAUGUUUUAUCAACUGAUUGCAAUAAUGUGAAUUUGUUUUAACUAUUAAAUGAACCAAAAAUAUGACUUAUUUUAUCUUUGGGAAAAUAUUGGACACAGUGUGUUGUCAAGCUUAUGAGAUGCGAUGCAAGUGUAAGCCACUGUGACACUAUUGUUAUUUUUUAUUUUUUAUUUUAUAAAUGUCUAAUGAUGUCAAUGAGGGAUUUUUAAUCACUGCUAUGUUGAAAUUGUAACUAAUAUUGAUACUGUUGUUGAUAAUAUUCAUUUUUGUUUCACUACUUUUAGUUGGUUCUGUGUCGUGUUUGUGUCUCCUCUCAAUUGCUCUGUUUAUUGCAGUUCUGAGUGUUGCUGGGUCGGGUUUGGUUUUGGAAUUGGAUUGCAUUGUUAUGGUAUUGCUGUGUAUUGUUUUGUUGGAUUGAUUAAUAAAAAAUAAAAUAAUAAUACUUCAAAAAUAUAUAUAUUAAAAAAAUCGAUUUUUUUAAAAAUGAGAAUCGAUUCUGAAUCGCACAGCGUGAGAAUCGCGAUUCGAAUUCGAAUCGAUUUUUUCCCACACCCCUAGUCGAUAUUGUGUUUGACAUUUUUGCCCUUUAACAAGUGUUUUUAUUUGAGUAGUACCUAUUCUAGCCACACGGAAGUAGCAAAGAGUAAAUAACAAAUUAAAAACACCUCUGUAUUUCAUAGUGAAAGAACUCAAG
This is a messenger RNA of Entelurus aequoreus (snake pipefish), 4451 nucleotides long. RefSeq lists its product as uncharacterized. The coding region runs from base 273 to 2732 and encodes 819 amino acids. The transcript has 23 exons. Lineage: Eukaryota; Metazoa; Chordata; Actinopteri; Syngnathiformes; Syngnathidae. The record is from RefSeq and is a predicted model, not a curated record. Gene Ontology annotation, molecular function: calcium ion binding.